UUUCAUGCACCUGCACAGAGAGCGGAUGGGAGGAGGAAGAGCGUAGCAACAGGAGAAAACAUGAUGAGACAAAACCCAGCGUAAGACAAAGAGAGACAACAGCAGCAGAAAAGGUUACCUGGACAGGUGAGGUGAACACGAGAAGGAGGUGGCAGACUCAAGGGAAACCUGAGCCACGCACGGGCUGGAAAACCAAACAUCGUUCGGUGCAUUUAUAAGACUGAGCCAGUCGUCAGCCACCACAAAGUCUUAAAGCUGCUGCUUUGGCUCCAGACUGAAUCACAGCCGACACUGGACCACUAUGUCUAUCACCUCCAUCCUUUCAGCUGAGGAUAUUGAAAAUGCUGUCAAGGACUGUCAGGCUCCAGAUUCAUUCAGCUACAAGAAAUUUUUCCAGCUGUGUGGCCUCUCCUCAAAGACACCUCAGGAGGUCAGGGAUGUCUUCCGGAUCCUCGAUGAGGAUAACAGCGGCUACAUCGAGCAGUCUGAGCUCAAGUACUUUUUGCAAAGAUUCCUGAAAGGAGCACGAACGCUGACCGAAGCAGAAACCAAGAGCUUCAUCUCAGCAGCUGACGAUGACAGUGACGGCCGAAUUGGAGCAGAGGAAUUCCAGUCCAUGGUGUUUUCCUGAGUUUAGCAAAGAAAGUGUUCCAGUAACUGAUCCUCUCCCCGCUGAUCCCAGCCUUCAUUCCUUUGGACUUCUAUUGUUUUCUACCAAAUUCUUUUGUGCUCUGCAAGGUGUACUUGAACAUUAUUUUAAUGGCAUCCUGGUUCUGCCCAUUUAAUUGCAACUGGUUUUAAUUUGUACGUUCACUGUCUCUGUUUACAGUUUCUGUUCUUUUCUUUCGUGGUCACGUCACACCUUAUCAGACAGUGAAUUACGUCAACAAAUAAAUGUGGAAAAUUU
Thalassophryne amazonica is the source of this 907-nucleotide messenger RNA. It is a transcript of the gene pvalb9, whose product is annotated as parvalbumin 9. The coding region runs from base 302 to 631 and encodes 109 amino acids. Gene Ontology annotation, molecular function: calcium ion binding. Lineage: Eukaryota; Metazoa; Chordata; Actinopteri; Batrachoidiformes; Batrachoididae. The record is from RefSeq and is a predicted model, not a curated record. The transcript has 5 exons. Gene Ontology annotation, cellular component: nucleus; cytoplasm.